Molecule: messenger RNA, 1083 nt
Organism: Ochlerotatus camptorhynchus
Lineage: Eukaryota; Metazoa; Arthropoda; Insecta; Diptera; Culicidae
Exons: 2
Coding region: 89-979 (296 amino acids)
Source: RefSeq, a predicted model, not a curated record
AACAAAAGUAGCGUGCAAAUGUUUUCUCCUUAAAAAUAUAAUUUUUAUUUUUUUCCAUAAACAGUGUGCAUUUAUUAGUAUUUAAAAUAUGGAUGGAAUCAGCUUCGAUUCCUUGACCUACCUGUCGGACGAUUCUUUCGUGAUCGAGUGCAAUGACGAUUUUGGCGGAAUUUGCGAGGACAUAGUACGAUUAGCUAGUGCAUCGCAUUUCGUUGACCAUUUGAAUCCUCUGGACAUCGUACCAGGAAACGACAGUCCUCCCAGCAAUACUUACUACUCAUCCGUAAGAUGCUUCGACAAGGAGAUGCCAUCGCUAUUUUCCGAUAUGGAGUACCUGACGGAGGUAUCUCCCGAGACGGAAAUGGCAAUCGUACCGACGCGGAAUGUUCCCCUAGCAGUGAAUCCUAGUGAAUUUUCCUGGACGCGAAAGGAAACGAAACCCGAAGAAAAGACUGACGCAACUACGAGGCUUAUGGAACAACCCACUGCCACCGAGGAGGCCAAUGCAACGGAAACGUCGCCUGCUAAUAAUCGAUAUCUCAGUUCCACCAACUAUAGGAAAAUACUUCAAAAUUACAUUCAAAAAGGCAAACGAAAGUUAGAGGCAAGUUCCUAUUCCAAAAUGAAGGCUACCGUGGUGAGCGUGAAGGCUGGUACCACCUCUACCUCUCUGAUCGAAACCGUUACGUGCGCUUCUUAUGGUAAUCUCCAAAGCUCCACUGCCACCGGCAGUAGGUCAGUUCGGGAACCGGACGUUCGAUUACUACCGGAACCUGCCCCUCUACCCAACUACCGCUGCCUGGACUGUAAUUCUUGCUUUCUGUCGGUGGAACGACUCAAGAAACACACCUGCAUCAUCACGGAACAGUAUCAGUGUCAGCUCUGUCGACGGGAGUUCCGGAAGCGGAAAACCCUGGAGCAGCACAUCAAAUCCCAUGACAAGGUGUUCUCUACCGAUGAAGAUCUGCGAAAGUGGUGAAUUGGUUUCAGUUUUAGAUAGUUUGUACUUUAUGUCUCCGAAUAAUGCUAAAAUAUGUUAACAUGAGGCUGAUAAAUAUAGCUGAUUUUAGUUGUUGCGUUGUA